AUCAAAGCCAUACAAAGGGACGAAACUACAGGACUUGGAGCAAUUCAAUGAAAAAGGAGUCCUUCUCCAAUACCGUCACAAGUCCUACCAUCACGAUCGUUUGAGAAAUCGUCCAGAUGGCCAAACCUGUCCCCGAGCUACGCACACUCCAAAGGAUAUUACAGGAGACAAGUUGUGCUCCUGCAGACUAAGACUAUGUAUUCAUAGCAGUAAAAAGGCAGGUGAUCAAUCCUAUAUCUACAUCUCUUGUAAAGGAGACACCCUCCACAAAUACCAUGCCAAACCUACAGCCGAGUUACCAAUAAAAGCACACAACCUCACUGCAGAAGCUCAACAAAUAGUAUGUGCCCAACAGAAGGCAGCAGUUACAGGUACGCAAUCUCGGAAGACGCUUCUUGAGUUGAAGCAUGACUAUGUUUCUAGGUCUGCAACUCGAUCCGUCAUGAUAACUUCACCAGAAUACAUUGCAGCCAAAGCUGCCAAUGGAGCAAACUUGUCUGCCGCAGACUUUAUACAGUGGUUGCCAACCCAGGCAGGGAAUCCAGAGGUCAAUCUGCACUAUACCGUCCUAUCCUAUGAGAUGACACCAACAAAUGGAGACCUAGUUCAGGGCACUAUUAGUAAUCCAAAGGGCAGAAGGUCUAAGACAAAUCCACCGCCAAAUACUAAGACUGUGAUGAGAAACCUGACGUAUUCAAACACCCUACGAAGUCCAGUGCCUGGAGACAAACCUGUUGCUACUAGCCAUACCCCAUCUAUUUCAGCGGACACAAUUACCCAGAGGGAGGACUUGCAUGCUAUUGUACAACCUACCAAUGUUGCAAACUUAAGUGUGGUCAAACUGGUUGAAGGGAAUUCCAUGGUUUCAAGGGAUAGUAACAGAUCCCUUUUCAUUUUGGCACAGCAACAUAAGCAACAAGCCAAAGUACUAUCCCACUUCAGCCAAUCGAGACCCAAUGAAAAGGCAACACCUACGAAGGACAAGACGAGAAAACCUACUCCUCUACCAAUUCGGGAGGCCAUAGAAGCAAAAGCUAUCAAAGCAGUUUGCUCUAAGUUUGUGAGAGCCAAAGCAAUGCCUGGUGGUGUAGGGGAUACUACGAAAAAUGUAUCCAAGGCCAUUCGUCCCCAGAAAACAGGGGAUACUACAAAAAAUGCAACUGAGGUCAUUCGUCCACCAGGAUUGGAGACACCAGCCACAACCAAGCCCCCACCAAGAGGCUUGUACUCAAUUUCCAAUGUGUCAAUAGAGGAAAAAGAAAAAAAUGUGUUUGCCAGGUCAGCAGAGGUGGAAGCAGGCCUAAAGACAGUAGCUCCGAUGCAUCAAUUGAUUACAGAGGCAGAGGAGCAUAUGAAGACCCUUCAACACACUAUCCUUCUCUCCGGUAACAGAGUUAUGCUUGGUGCCGCAUGGAUGGAUGAGAAUAACGGAAGUAUUGUUCAUUGA
This is a messenger RNA of Cylindrotheca closterium, 1447 nucleotides long. NCBI's taxonomy places the organism in Eukaryota, Bacillariophyta, Bacillariophyceae, Bacillariales, Bacillariaceae. The record is from the annotation of a GenBank genome assembly.